AUGGUCUCCCUGUCUUUAUUCGCCGUCCUUCUCUCCCUCCUCCCUACCAUGUGGGUAACAGCUCAAAGGGCUAGCGUCAAUGUGCAAUUUCAACUAACCGAAGAAUGUCCUGAAGGCACUCUAGUCGGUUGCCUGAGUGAAGAUGUUAGUCUACAUGCGCCUCAGUAUCUAGUUAAUAAGCCCAAUGGAGAUUCCUAUCAGUUAUUGACAGCCACACAGCUGUUUGAACUAGAUAGCACGUCAGGAACCAUUACAACCAGUGGCCGCAUCGACCGCGAGGAGAUUUGCCCGCCCAUACAGAACAGCCAUCAGGCGUCCACUGGUGAGUCUGCGGCGGCGCCCUGCUCCAUAGACCUACAAGUGCUUCGGCUGGAGAGCCAGACAGCAAGUGGAGCGUAUGAACCUCAGGUCAUCCUUGUAAAAAUUUUCAUACUAGACAUCAAUGACAACGCCCCUACAUGGCAGGAGGAUUCAGUCAACAUCACUAUUCCAGAGCACACAGCACCAGGAGCCCGGUUCCUUUUACCACUGGCAUUGGAUGCCGACUGUGGCCCGGAAAAUACUACUUCCAGAUAUUUCCUGUUUUCUUCCAACAUACCUGAUGGAGAUUAUGGAGGUAGUCAUGUUCAUAGUUCUGACAUUAGUCGGUACUUUAAGCUGGAUACCGAGGUUGUGGAACAAAAAGAUCCUCAACACUUUGUUCUGGAUAGAUGGAAUAACGGUUGGAAUCUGCAGGCCUGUACAGGACCCACGUUUCGUCUUUGGCUGCAGAUAAUCGGUGAAGCUGAUUAUGAGACUCCGGGACAGCUUAGCUUGAUUCAACAAAAGCAGCCUCUUUCCAAAAAUGACGACAAAGUCAACGUGCCUCCGCGGACUUUUGUACUCAAACUAGCAGCUGUUGAUGGCAGUCGUUUUGUACCAAAGACAGGAAGUGUCACCAUUCAUGUUAGUGUGAAGGACAUAAAUGAUCAUGCACCUUACUUUCUGCCCCCAGAAGACUCUUCCGUCGAUGGAGUGUACGUAAAAAUUAAGAUGGAUGGAACACUUCGACGAAAUUCUGCGACAAUUGAAGUUCAGGAGAACGCACCUUAUGGCCAGGCAUUGUACACUCCUCAUGUUGUUGAGCCCGAUAUAAGUGAUAGGGAAAGCCUGAUCUUUUCCUUUGACAGUACAACAACACCAGCCGCCAAAGCUGUGUUUGGAAUCCGAGAGAAAGAUGGAACCAUCUUCCUCAAACAAUCACCGGACUACGAGACGCAGACUUUUUACAUUCUUCCCAUUGUUGUUAGUGAUGGGAAGUAUGUUGAUAACCAAGAGCUGCGAGUUCAAAUACUCAAUCUCAAUGACCACGCACCGAUUAUCACGAUUCGACCAGUAAGAACUAAGAAACCAGAGGCUGAAAUUCAUAACCAACAGCACCAACAAGCGCAACGGUACAAACCCAUUUACCUGGAAGUGGAAGAAGAUAGACCUCCGGGUCACUUCAUAGCGACUGUCCUUUUGAGUGAUGAAGAUCAGGUCAGCGGAACAUCGGCCUUUCCUAGUGAGGGUACGGCGGCGUUCCAAUGCCAGCUAAGUCAUGACAGCCUUUCCCUUGAGCCACUGUUUGAGGGUUCCCAAAGCCAAUUUAAACUGGUCACAAGGGUCUCCUUCGAUCGGGAACAGUUGGGAGAGCUUUUUGUAGCUCUAACUUGUCAUGACUCUGGACAACCUCGCCAGACCUCACGCGUGGAUAUCAAACUUCUAAUCCUUGAUAAAAAUGAUAAUAAACCUGUAUUCAAGCAUCACCCUAUGGUUGCUAGUGUAAAAGAAAAUUCGCUCGUUGGUGUAAAUGUCUACCGACUGGAAGCUUUCGAUGCAGACGUCGGAAAGAACGCAGCUCUAGUUUACUCCAUAAGUGGAGAAGGUGCGGACAAUUUCAAAGUGGAUCGGCACUCGGGGUUAGUGACAACGGCUACAACUAUUGACAGAGAAAUGGUCGGAAGAUUCAAUUUGAUGGUAGUCGUUAGUGACCGCAAUGGCAACGAUACGGGUUCUGGUGAACCUAUCAACGAGGGGACUGCAAUGCUAACAGUGGAAGUGCUUGAUGAAAACGACUGUGCUCCCGAAUUUGACAAACCACUCUAUCAAUUUCUUAUCGACGAAAACGCAAAGAUAAAUACCCCGAUUGGAGAGGUCAAGGCACGCGAUAAUGAUGCCACAGCAGAAAAUAAUAGGGUUCGUUACCAUAUUUCAAGCUUUGUGCAGUGA
Messenger RNA from Echinococcus granulosus, 2250 nucleotides. Its product is annotated as Protocadherin-9. The transcript has a single exon. Gene Ontology annotation, molecular function: calcium ion binding. Gene Ontology annotation, biological process: homophilic cell-cell adhesion. Lineage: Eukaryota; Metazoa; Platyhelminthes; Cestoda; Cyclophyllidea; Taeniidae. The record is from RefSeq and is a predicted model, not a curated record. Bases 1 to 2250 code for a protein of 749 amino acids. Gene Ontology annotation, cellular component: plasma membrane.